Messenger RNA from Alexandromys fortis (reed vole), 2949 nucleotides. RefSeq names its product sodium channel epithelial 1 subunit alpha (gene Scnn1a). Bases 399 to 2420 code for a protein of 673 amino acids. The record is from RefSeq and is a predicted model, not a curated record. Gene Ontology annotation, molecular function: ligand-gated sodium channel activity. Gene Ontology annotation, biological process: sodium ion transmembrane transport. Gene Ontology annotation, cellular component: sodium channel complex; plasma membrane. The transcript is spliced from 13 exons. Lineage: Eukaryota; Metazoa; Chordata; Mammalia; Rodentia; Cricetidae.
ACCUGGGAGCUGGGAUCCGGGGGCAGCUCAGGCCUCCUGCAGCCCUGCGGUUCCCGAGGCAGUGGAGGAGGUAGCAGGAGGCUGGAGGCCAGGGCUCGAGAAGAGGGCUCAGGAGGAGAUAGGGAAGGCAGGGGAGGAAGUGAGGCAGGCUCAGAGAACCUGGCACAGAGAGGGAGACCCAAAGAGAAGCAGGAGGCAGCUGGGCCAAGAGGGCGUGAGAGCUGGAGCCAGUCACACAGUCAGGGAGGAAAAAGGCAAGAGGGAGAGGCUGCUAAGCCAGGCAUUGUGCCUGCUGUGGAGACCCAGGAGGCGCUAGCGGGCAAGCGAAGGUGGCUGAGAGGCUCUGUGGCCAGACAAGCUCAGUGCUGCCUGGUUGGCCCCAACUCCAGAAGGGCUCCAUGGAGGGCGACAAGGGCAAGGGGCAAGACCCUUGUCCUCUUCAGUCCAUGCAAGAGCUGGAGAAGGGAGACAAGCGGGAAGAGCAGGGGUUGGGCCCCGAACCCCCAGCGCCCCCACAGCCCAGCGAGGAGGAGGAGGCGCUGAUCGAGUUCCACCGCUCCUACCGAGAGCUCUUCCAGUUCUUCUGCAACAACACCACCAUCCACGGCGCCAUCCGCCUGGUAUGCUCCAAGCACAACCGCAUGAAGACGGCCUUCUGGGCAGUGCUCUGGCUCUGCACCUUCGGCGUCAUGUACUGGCAGUUCGCCUUGCUGUUCGAAGAGUACUUCAGCUACCCCGUCAGCCUCAACAUCAACCUCAAUUCAGACAAGCUGGUCUUCCCUGCCGUCACUGUCUGCACCCUUAAUCCCUACAGAUACACUGAAAUUAAAGAGGAGCUGGAAGAACUGGACCGCAUCACGGAACAGACGCUCUUUGAACUAUACAAGUACAACUACUCCUACACUGUCAAGGCUGGGGCCCGCCAUCGCAGCACCCGCAACCUCAGGAGUGCUCUUCCGUACCCCUUGCAGCGACUCUACGCACCGCCUCCGCCCAACCCAGCCCGCUCGGCACGCAGCUCGUCUUCCAGUGUGCGCGACAACAACCCCCAAGUGGACAGGAAGGACUGGAAGAUCGGCUUCCAACUGUGCAACCAGAACAAAUCAGACUGCUUCUACCAGACGUACUCAUCCGGGGUGGACGCAGUGAGGGAGUGGUACCGCUUCCAUUACAUCAACAUUCUGUCCAGACUGCCCGACACCUUGCCAUCCCUAGAGGAAGAAGCCUUGGGCAACUUCAUCUUCACUUGCCGCUUCAACCAGGCCCCCUGCGACCAGGCGAAUUACUCUCACUUCCACCACCCCAUGUACGGGAACUGCUACACUUUCAACAACAAGAACAACUCCAAUCUCUGGAUGUCCUCCAUGCCUGGAGUCAACAAUGGUCUGUCUCUGACACUGCGCACAGAGCAGAACGACUUCAUCCCCCUGCUGUCCACAGUGACGGGGGCCAGGGUGAUGGUGCACGGGCAGGAUGAGCCUGCCUUUAUGGAUGACGGUGGCUUCAACGUGCGGCCUGGUGUGGAGACCUCCAUCAGCAUGAGGAAGGAAGCCCUGGACAGCCUUGGAGGUAACUAUGGUGACUGUACCGAGAAUGGCAGCGAUGUCCCUGUCAAGAACCUUUACCCUUCCAAGUACACGCAGCAGGUCUGCAUCCACUCCUGCUUUCAGGAGAACAUGAUCAAGGAGUGCGGCUGUGCCUACAUCUUCUACCCGAAGCCCAAGGAUGUAGAGUUCUGUGACUACCGGAAGCAGAGCUCUUGGGGCUACUGCUACUAUAAGCUGCAGGGCGCCUUCUCCUUGGACAGCCUGGGCUGUUUCUCCAAGUGUCGGAAGCCAUGCAGUGUGACCAAUUACAAGCUCUCUGCUGGCUACUCACGAUGGCCGUCCGUGAAGUCCCAGGAUUGGAUCUUCCAGAUGCUGUCCUUGCAGAACAAUUACACGAUCAACAACAAAAGAAAUGGAGUUGCUAAACUCAACAUCUACUUCAAGGAACUGAACUAUAAAACGAAUUCGGAGUCUCCCUCUGUCACGAUGGUCAGCCUCCUGUCCAACCUGGGCAGCCAGUGGAGCCUGUGGUUUGGCUCCUCUGUGCUGUCUGUGGUGGAGAUGGCGGAGCUCAUCUUCGACCUCCUGGUCAUCACAGUCCUAAUGCUGCUGCACAGGUUUCGAAGUCGGUACUGGUCUCCAGGACGAGGGGCCAGGGGGGCCAGGGAAGUGGCCUCCACCCCAGCUUCCUCCUUCCCCUCCCGUUUCUGUCCCCACCCUACAUCUCCACUGCCUUCUUUGCCCCAGCAGGGCACAACCCCUUCCCUGGCCCUGACGGCCCCACCGCCUGCAUAUGCCACCCUAGGCCCCCGUGCCCAUCCACUGGACUCCGCAGUGCCUGGCCCUUCUGCCUGCGCUCCGGGGGAGCCCUGAGAGAGCAGAAUGCUUCUCUCACCCAGGCCAGUGCUCCUGGGGAAACUGAAGAAUAGCUCCUCUUCAGUGGCACUGUCCACAGCUGCCCGACUGUCUUUGGUGUGCCUGAGGGAGUGGGCUAAGUAAGGGGCCCAGGAAGCUGUCCAGAGAAGGGCUAAUGAGCUCCUCUGAGCUGCCGGGCUCCUUUUUCUGAACACUGCUUUCCGCACAAGCUCAGACAAGUCUCCUUUUCCCUUGGAUCAGCCAAGCCAGACUUGGAGCUUUGACAAGGAACUUUCCUGGGAAACGACCAAGGAACAAAUAUAAACAAGGCGCAGAAAAGCAGCCACAGGUUUCCUACCCCAUGACCAGAGAUUGGCCCGGCCUCACCGCCUUCAGAGACACAGAUGUCUGCUCCCCCUCUUGAACUUGGGUGGGGAACCCCACCCAAAAGCCCCCUUUGUUAGUUCUUUGGCAAUUCCCCUUUCCCGACUCCCCACUGGGGGCUAGAGUAAGACGCGUGUAGUAAAGGUUUGACCAUUCGCCUUCA